Molecule: messenger RNA, 3151 nt
Organism: Megachile rotundata (alfalfa leafcutting bee)
Lineage: Eukaryota; Metazoa; Arthropoda; Insecta; Hymenoptera; Megachilidae
Product: histone-lysine N-methyltransferase Suv4-20-like
Source: RefSeq, a predicted model, not a curated record
UAAAAUUCGUUGAUCAACGAAGCGGGUGGGUAUACGCGAUCAGACAAGAAUACAAGAAGUUCCCUUUCUACUUGUCGUUUCGCAAGUUCACCAGACAAAAUUUUCGCUCGAUGAGAAUAAAAUUCGUCGUUCACGUUGGCCAGCCCGCGCCUCGCGAUUCAUAGAUAUCAGACAUAAACCGACGAAAUCGACCACGCUGCGAAGGAAGCAGCGGGGAGAGCAAGAAAGAAAUAGGGUGAGGAAGAGGGCGUUGCAAAAUGUCGAAAGCAGACACGAGGGUUCGACGGGAAGUCGGCUUUCAGUCGCAGCUCGGCAGUCUACACGAGACGAUCGAGUUACGUUUAGUAGGGUGCGUUCAACGUGCAUAUACGCGUACAGCGCAUGUAUUGGUGCUCAUAGGCGCAGUCUCGCGUGAGUACGCGUAACCGAUACGCCGGACGAGUUGACACACGCGCAGCAAUGGCGUACCCCCUCGAAGAAGCCUGAACAUGUUCUCGUCGAAUAUUUCUUCGUGUCACUGUGCGUGGUGCGCGUGAAAGGGACGAAUAAUCGUAAUAAAAUAGGGCACGCGUGAGACGAGGAUAGAUACGCGAAACGACACCGGGCGUGUACGAUCUUACAGGCUCGAAACGGAAGAAGGAACGUUACGCCCAGCUAGAACAUAGGAGUCCAUCGCCGACUCCGAUACACGUCGAGUAUCCGUUCUCACGGGUCGUUUACGAAAAAACUUGGCCAAGCGGAAAUUGAUAAGCGACAUCCUGGCGUCGAACGCGAAUGCGAUGCACGGAUGUGGCCGUCGGGGUAACAGCGUUCGACGGGGUUUGUGACCGAGUGAAGUGGAUUGCUACGUGCGCAAGAGAGAAGAGGGAGGAAAAAAAUACGUGUCAGUAGAGAAGCCGAAAGAGAAGGAAUCCGGAACGGGAGAGAUCGUCGAAUUCGUACUCGUCGUAAGCGUUUUACUUGGACUUUUAUCCUUCCCUCUGUCGAAAUAUGCGAUAACGCUCCUUUGCCCGCGUUCAUCGGGGGCUUCCCUUUCGAGGGCUUUCCUCGGUGUUGGAUAUACCUGCUUGGUCCAACCCUUGGAUAAGGCGAGCCUCUCGCAGCGAUGAACCGUAUUCAUUUCCGUCUAGUUCGAAGAUGCAUUCGUGACGGCGAGCAGCGCAGGAACUGAUACGGUCCGCAUCGCGGAUACGAGAAGAAAACGAAGAAACAAAGGAGAGGGUGGUCGAGUGGUUGGAAAAGAGGAAAUUGCCGUCUGAACACUGGGCGAGACGGAGCGCGGCUCGUUAUUAGGGAGAAUAAUCGCGAGGAUCCCACGAAAUGAGAGCCUAGCGUUCGAGGUGGGUUGUUCGUCAGCGGGCGCACGAGAAGGGACGGUUCGGCGGCGGAAGCCCGGAUAGUAGGAGGUUUCCAACAUGGCCGCCGCCUGUUACGAAAAGGAAGUGGUGGUAGGUGCCGCUAUGCACGGACACGGUCAUCACCAUCACCACCACCAUCAUCACCACCAUCAUCAUCAUCAUCACGGAAUAGCCGCCGUCACCACCUACAAGGAUUACAAGGAUUACUCGCAACCGCUCCACGUGGACUGCAGCGUCGAGUACGAACUACCUAGCCAGGCGAAACCACCGCCCGGGGGCGGUGAACCCCUGUUGAUGAUCCAUCCGUGUUACUAUCGACGCGCCGAACGCGAGAGGAGAAGUCCGUUCGUCAACAAUCUACCGCCCCCGAGUAACGCGCCUAUAUCUUCCUCGCGACGAACUAGCAGGAGGAGCGCGACGGCCGCCGUGGUGGCGACGACCGAUUCCGGCUCGAAUCUCGUGCCCACUACCGGUCAAAUGUCCGCCGCUAUGGCGGCUUCCUAUCGCGCCGCUCUCAACGCCGCUGCUACUCUCUCUCAACAACAGAGACGACAUCAUCAACAACAGCAGCAGCAGCAGCAGCAACAACAACAACCGCAACAGCAGCCGCAAAGUCAUCCCCAUCAUCAUCAUCAUCGUCCUCACGUUCACGCCACGCAUCACGGACAGCAGCAACAACAGGGUUCGGUAACGCCGACCGCUUCCGGCACCGAAUUGAUCUCUGCCGACGAGAAAGCAGUCAUAUCAGGUAUUUAUCAACAUUACUUCCGCGCGAUGCGCGCACACAAUCAUCAGCAUCGCCGCAACAACAACAACAACAACCGCAGCAACAGCAUCGAACCACUCAUCAACUUCAUCAUCAACCUCACCAAAACGUUGCUAUCGCGAACGGCGUCGCACGUCGGGCAACAGGCUUCCUCAUCUUCCUCGUCCUCCUCUUCUUCCUCUUCCACGUCCAUCGGUGCUUCCAGCGGCGUUUCUUCCGGCAGCGUUUCCAGCGUAUACGCGAGCACGAUACACAGGCAUCACGCGACCUCGUUGCACGCCCUUCAGGCCGCCGGCUUUUACGAAACGCCCGGUUAUCAUGCGCUUCUACCGCAGAGUUAGAUGACCACUAACCCAAGAGAGACCGACCCCGUUGCCAGCGUUCGUUCGUUCGCGUAAUCCGGGCGCAAAGCUGCGCUGCUUCCCCAUUGUGCGACUUAUCUUUCCCGGUCGUUAAAGAGCAUACGGGUUGGUCCACCGGUAUAUACACACGGGAUACGUCUCCCCGCGUAUAUGUUGUAUACGCGAUGUAUACAGGGUGAUUCGCUAGCUACGCGACGUAAAGAUAAGGUCACCGACACGUCGCUCGAUCGCUCGUCGCCGCGCCAUAAAGCUACGUUUGGACUGGUCGGGUAACAAACGGCGACAGAGAGACUCGCGAACCUAUCUUCCUCCUUUUUAGCUACUCGUCUAGUCUCGAUCUAAGGAUGCGUUUACGCUAAACGAACGAGACCGUUCGUGCUCGUUUACCGUAACGACCAUCGAGUAAAUUGUUCGGCCUCACCGAACAGCCGAAUGCGGGCGAAUCUUCUUGGAGUUAAAUCGACCGUUCGAACGGUCGAUUCGACGAGUUGGAUCGCGGCGAAUCGAAACAACGGGAAAGUAUCGCGUCGAGUCGAACCGGAUCGCGCCGAAUCGAUCCGAUUCCAGUCAAAUUCGGUCGAAUCGAAUCAAGCUAAAUUGAAUCGUGUAAUUUUUAUCUCGGAUACUUAAUCUGCGCGUCAUUGUUGCUGGACGAAGCACAGAAG